Megalops cyprinoides (Indo-Pacific tarpon) is the source of this 1790-nucleotide messenger RNA. Its product is annotated as homeobox protein Hox-A3a-like. Lineage: Eukaryota; Metazoa; Chordata; Actinopteri; Elopiformes; Megalopidae. Gene Ontology annotation, molecular function: DNA-binding transcription factor activity, RNA polymerase II-specific; RNA polymerase II cis-regulatory region sequence-specific DNA binding. The transcript has 3 exons. Gene Ontology annotation, cellular component: nucleus. The record is from RefSeq and is a predicted model, not a curated record. Gene Ontology annotation, biological process: regulation of transcription by RNA polymerase II. Bases 435 to 1670 code for a protein of 411 amino acids.
CCCUGCUGAAUGCAAUUGGUGAAUUGGUAUGAGACUUUGUCUUGUCUUGAAACUAUGAUAGGUAUGAUACGGGCUCGUUGAGCCGACAUCGCUUAUACCUAUGAUUUCGGCGCAGGAAUAAAAUCCAUAAUCUUCUGCUUUCCACAUCGAAGGAUUUUUUUCUUAAUGUGUUCUUUACUGGUUACAGCCAUACGCACGCAGCCAGUUGUUACCAUUUGCGGAAGUUUUGCUGGAUGUCACUGGAUUUUUAAAAAUCGAUUUCGACCCUGAAUGACAAAAGAUGGUGUUGUGCACUGUAUUUCGGUUCGCAGGCUAAGAUCUGUCUGCGGAGUCCAUUGGUGGAGAGACGUCACGUGACCAAGGCUGCCAAUGUUACAUUACAAGGGGUGUCAGUACCCUGUCAGUUUCAGAAAUAAAUACUGGGAAACAGCGAAAUGCAAAAGGCGACCUUUCACGACAGCUCGGCAAUAUACAGUGGCUAUCCGUAUCAUGGAGCAAACAGCUUCAGUGAUCAUGCCAAUCAACAGCGUUACCCUCCCUCUCAACUGCAAAACAAUCAUCUUCGGGCCGCCUGCGCUCUUCAGUCGUCCAGCACCUCGGCCCCCCUCACAGAGGCCCGGGAAACCCCUCAGGGUUGCCUGCAAAAUAGUGCUCCCCAGGCCAGCCGCUCCCUGGACAUCCCCAACUGUCUCCAACCACUGACCCUGGUGGCGGUACCACCGCCACAGUCCCCUGUCGCUCUUUCACCUACCCAAGCGCCGAAUCAAUCCAGCACAAAAAACACCCCACACAGCCUGCCAACUGAUGCCUCCAGCAAACAGAUCUUCCCAUGGAUGAAGGAGACGCGUCAGAACUCCAGACAGAAAAACGAUAGUUCCAGUUCAGGAGAGAGUGGUGUGGGAGACGGGAGUCCACCAGAAUCCGCCGCCUCAAAGAGAGCUCGAACAGCUUACACGAGCGCGCAGCUUGUGGAGCUGGAGAAGGAGUUUCACUUCAACCGUUACCUUUGCCGGCCUCGGAGGGUUGAAAUGGCCAAUUUGCUAAACCUUACGGAGAGACAAAUAAAAAUCUGGUUUCAGAACCGCAGGAUGAAGUACAAAAAGGAUAAAAACGGGCGAGGAGCGGUGUCGACCUCUGGAGGUCAGUCUCCGCGAAGCCCCGUGGCCCAGUGUUCGGCGGGAGGAUACCUCGAUUCUAUGCAUUCGCUCGUCAACUGUUUACAUUAUGAGCCGCAUUCGCCCAGGCCUGCGCCUUCCAGUCGACUUCAGCAAAAUGAAUAUAGUCUGUCAACGUCAUAUCCGGUGCCUAUGAGCCGCUCCCCGCACGACUGUGCGCCUCCUCAGAAGGGAUGUGCGGUGACUGGCUCGGUCACUCCCGAGCAAGACGCGCACCCCCUUCAAGUCAACGGGAACUAUGGGAUGCAUAUGCAAAGCAGACCAUUGUAUGUCACGGGAGGCUAUGUAGAUUCGGCAGCUAACUCCAGGCCUUCGAUUUUUGGCCUGACUCAUACUGCUCAUUCGUCGUCAUCGAACAUGGACUACAAUGGCUCGAGCGUAAUGAGCAGUUUCCAACACCAUGGACCGUGCGACCCGCAACCCACAUAUGCAGAACUUACUCCACAUUACUCUCCGGAAAGAAUUCAGGAAGCACCCAGGCUGACGCAUCUGUAACUUUUCUGUCAGCCGUGGUGAAAUGCCCUCAUUCCGUCCAUUCUCCUGCCUCUUCAAUGUUCUCACUUAAUUUUGUAGGUGACUUUGUGAUGUACGAGCAAUUGUUAUAUCUGGGGUCUC